Molecule: messenger RNA, 1024 nt
Organism: Rhododendron vialii
Lineage: Eukaryota; Viridiplantae; Streptophyta; Magnoliopsida; Ericales; Ericaceae
Product: GCN5-related N-acetyltransferase 8-like
Exons: 1
Coding region: 1-711 (236 amino acids)
Molecular function (GO): N-acetyltransferase activity
Source: RefSeq, a predicted model, not a curated record
AUGGCAGCCGCAGCGCCACCGCCUCCACCGUCCCCAGCCCCCACACUACCCCCACAAAACAACCCAAUUGGCCACCCGCUUUUCGCCCGAAUCCGCCUCGCCACCAGAUCCGACGUCCCCCACAUCCACAAGCUCAUCCACCAAAUGGCCGUCUUCGAGCGCCUCACCCACCUCUUCUCCGCCACCGAAUCCUCUCUCUCCUCCACCCUCUUCGAUAAUAACCCCUCUCCUCCCUUCCACUCGUUCACCGUCCUCCUCCUCGAAACCUCCCCCACUCCCUUCCCCCAAACCCACUACUCAACUUCCUUCACACCCAUCACCAAAUCCUUCACCUUCGACGUCCCCAUCGCCGACCCGGAACCAGACCUUUUCAAAUCGGCCGAAAACAACGGCGCCGUCGUGGCCGGGUUCGUUCUAUUCUUCCCGAACUACUCGACUUUCCUGGCGAAACCCGGUUUCUACAUCGAGGACUUGUUCGUGAGGGAGUGUUACAGGAGGAGAGGGUUGGGGAAGAUGCUGCUGUCGGCCGUGGCGGCGCUGGCGGCGAAGAUAGGGUACGGGAGGGUGGAAUGGGUGGUACUCGAUUGGAAUGUGAAUGCGAUUCGGUUUUACGAGGAGAUGGGUGCUCAGGUAUUGCAAGAGUGGAGGAUUUGCAGGUUGACUGGUGAGAAUCUCCAGGCUUAUGCUCGUAUGCCUGAUUACAACAAUUAGGGUUUGUUUGUGUUGGCCUCUGGAGUAAUUUUUUUUUUUUUUCCGAUUUAUUUCUUCUUCUUCUUUUUUUUAUUUUUUAUUUAUUAUAGUUUAUGAGGGAGGGAGACGGAGAAUUUAUUAGGGUUGUAGCAGUGGUGGUGGGGAUUUAGGGUUGGGAUUUUGGUGAAUGUGUGAUGGGUUUUGAUUCUAAUUUCUCAUUUGCUCUUACAUUUUCAUUUCAUGGAGUACUUAAUAACGAAGUGAAGUGGUGUUAAUGUUUUUUUGGGGGAUAAAAAUAAUGAAGUGUUGUUAAUGUUUUUUUGGGGGAUAAAAA